Molecule: messenger RNA, 567 nt
Organism: Darwinula stevensoni
Lineage: Eukaryota; Metazoa; Arthropoda; Ostracoda; Podocopida; Darwinulidae
Source: the annotation of a GenBank genome assembly
AUGAGACCGGAAUAUUACACAGGAUUCGACUCCAACGGCAAGUUCACACACUUGGGGCACGCCCAUCACGUUGCGGUGGCUACAGCCCUCGCCGCGAGUGGGAUCGUGGACCUGGGCGUGAGAUACAAAUUGGUCGCUCCGGAGCGGGUCUCGUACCUCUUCGCCGUGUUCCUCUUCCUCAUAGACGGUUGGCUUAUGACGGUCCACAACGACAGCAGUUUGAACGAGGGAGAGCUUUCCAGUACAAUGCACCGAUCAAGCGCGCUGGACGUGAUGAUGCUGGUAACAUCCCUGGUAUUAGAGAUGUUUCACCGUCGGAGCGUGGGGAUCGCCCUCCUCCGACCCAUUGUCGGCCUGCACGAGGCCAUUCUCUUCAUUACUAUGAGCUUCGUCCUCUUCCAACCCUGCUGCCCUUGGGAUGACAGACACAUCCCAUUCUUUUUAGCCCUAUACGUCGGCUACUACAUGUUGGUGUGCUCCUUCGUCUUGAUCUUGGUCAUGACGCUGUAUCGGCACUCUGGGGAUUCCAAAACUAGCUUCGCCGUGAGCUCUUCAUAUCCAAUUUGA